AUGUUAGCGCCCCCAACGUGGUUCGACUUCUCUGCCGAGUGCAUAUACACUGCACAGAAACAGAAAAAAAACAAGUCUUGGCGAGACGGUCUCUGCACGUGCUGCUUUGAGCGUGGUUGGGUCGUAUUGAAGCUGUUUCCUGAAGGCGCUAGCAUUACCAGCGAGCCCCUCGAGGUUUGGCGGCUUGCUCCCAACACCCCAGAGGCUGUGGCGCAAACCGAGGGCAUGGCAACACGAAUGUCUCUGAUAGAUGCUUAG
Eimeria mitis is the source of this 258-nucleotide messenger RNA. RefSeq lists its product as uncharacterized. NCBI's taxonomy places the organism in Eukaryota, Apicomplexa, Conoidasida, Eucoccidiorida, Eimeriidae. The transcript is spliced from 2 exons. The record is from RefSeq and is a predicted model, not a curated record. Bases 1 to 258 code for a protein of 85 amino acids.